This is a messenger RNA of Limulus polyphemus (Atlantic horseshoe crab), 480 nucleotides long. RefSeq names its product 60S ribosomal protein L30-like. The transcript has 5 exons. Lineage: Eukaryota; Metazoa; Arthropoda; Merostomata; Xiphosura; Limulidae. Gene Ontology annotation, cellular component: cytosolic large ribosomal subunit. The record is from RefSeq and is a predicted model, not a curated record. Gene Ontology annotation, molecular function: RNA binding; structural constituent of ribosome. Bases 88 to 429 code for a protein of 113 amino acids.
ACUCACAAAUGAGUAUUAUUUGUCCUUUUUUAAGGCAUAUUUCAUGUUGAACGGGCUAAACGGUUUAAAACUUGUGGAAUAAUCAAGAUGGUCGCUCAGAAAAAACAAAAAAAGACUAUUGAAAGUAUAAAUGCUCGUCUGGCUCUGGUGAUGAAAUCGGGGAAGUAUGUCUUGGGUUACAAGCAAACCUUGAAAACACUAAGGCAAGGAAAAGCAAAGCUGGUAAUAAUUGCCAACAACACUCCACCACUAAGGAAAAGUGAAAUUGAAUAUUAUGCUAUGCUGGCCAAAACAGGAGUCCAUCAUUACUCUGGUAAUAACAUUGAGUUAGGAACUGGUUGCGGGAAGUACUUCAGAGUUUGUGCAUUGAGCAUCACAGACCCAGGUGACUCGGACAUCAUUAAGAGCAUGCCGUCAGAGCAACAGUAAUGGGUGGAAGUAAAGGUGUAUUUGGUGAAUAAAGUUCUUUAAACCAUAAGA